Molecule: messenger RNA, 1736 nt
Organism: Hydractinia symbiolongicarpus
Lineage: Eukaryota; Metazoa; Cnidaria; Hydrozoa; Anthoathecata; Hydractiniidae
Exons: 3
Coding region: 1-1698 (565 amino acids)
Source: RefSeq, a predicted model, not a curated record
AUGCAAUCUGAAAGAAACAUUGUUCCACAUCCGCAACGCAAAAUAAUAAAAUAUAAAACUAUAGUCAAACUAAAAGAUUCAAAUUUAAAAACAAAAAGCUUUUACAAAUUUGUUGAGAGUUUAAUAAAGUCCCAGCGAAAUUUAUCAAUUGUUGACGAACUUGAUGAAACAAUUAGAUUAUGUUUUCCUAAAAUCUACAAUACAUAUAAUUUGUUAAAAUUAAAAAUAAACCAUCCUACUGUCGAUAGAGAAAAUUAUAAUAAUGUUUCCAAUGUGGAAAUGAUUGAAUUUCAAGGACGAUCAAAAGAGUGGAAAAAAGUUCUUCCUCGGAGUCCAAGAAGAAAAAGUGAGGUAAUUAGAACAUUGGCCUCAAAAUUUAACGUGAAAGUAAAACUUGGUGAGAAAGUUGGCAGAAAGAAAAAUAAUUUAUCUGAUCAGGAGCAACAAUGGGUCAAAGAAUUUCUUAAUCGUGCUGAUAUCUCUUACACCACCCCAGGAAGAAGGAAUAAUGUAUAUCUCGGUACAUUUAAAAAAGUUAAAAGGUAUGCUCAAAAACGCUAUCUGCUGUGGAAAAUUAGAGAUAUUUUUGAUAUGCUUAAUGGGUCGAAAAUCAUGGAAAACAAUCGAUCUUCAUCUGACACAUUUGAGAGUACCUUUGGCAAAAAACUAACAUUUCGUCAAUUGUACGACGUCUUUAAACAAAACAAGCAAUACAUUUUCAAUAAGAAGAUUCCCCAAUGGUCUUGCCUAUUUGAGAUUUGUGAAAAUGCUGUUUAUCUAGUGAACGGUCUAAAUAAAAAGCUUUUUCCCGAAUGUCGUCUUCCCGCAACCGUCAAUGAGCUUGUGGCGAGAUUUUCGUGUUCCGAUAAAGCCAAUUGCAUGACAGGAAAGUGUGUGGAAUGCUCUUCUACGAAAAUCAGUACAGAUGAUUUUAAUACAGAAUUGCAUUCAGAUGCUGAUUCUUUAUCAUCUAACGACUCAAGUGAUUGCGAAAAUGUUGAAAAAAAAACCAAAGAUUCCGUCCCAUAUUAUGAGUGGGCGCGUUCCAAGGAUAAGAAACUCAAAAAAAUGCUGUUUAAUAAGAGUAUUGCUGACUCACUUUACCUGCUUGAAACUUCAAUAAAAUCAUUAAAGCAGCAUAUUUAUGUCAAACGGGUACAGUUCAACCAUUACAACGACUUAAAAAACAAUCUUGGAAAAAACGACAUUCUUGUCCAUGUUGACUACAGCGAAAGUUACGAAAACAAACAACAAAGAGAGAUCCAAAGCGCCUACUUUGGUCAUACUACGUUCAGCAUUUUCACUGCGUGCUGCUAUCUUCGUGACAAUGAAAACAACCUAGUUUGUGAAUCAGUUACCAUAACUAGUGAGCUACCUGAUCAUUCUAGAGCUGCUGCAAUUACUUGCGUUCUUAAGAUUAUUGAACACAUGCGAGAAAUUCAUCAGCAUUUACCUCUAAAAAUUAAUGCGUUUGUCUGGAGUGAUGGGUGUGCUGCUCAGUUCCGUUCCCGUUUCGUUUUCAAAUUGCUGGCGGGUAUCGAUUCCUCAAUCAAUUUGACGUGGUGUUACAAUGAGCGUCAUCACGGGAAAGGCCCAAUGGACGGGGAUUGGAGGGACUUUGAAAAAUUGCAUUUACAGAGACGUCAUGUCGGGAAAAUGCGUGAUCGAUACACCAAAAGAGUUUGCUCAAUAUGCUGAUAAAUCAAUCAAAGGCAUAAAAUCUUUGUACUUGCCAG